Messenger RNA from Colletotrichum phormii, 861 nucleotides. RefSeq lists its product as uncharacterized. Lineage: Eukaryota; Fungi; Ascomycota; Sordariomycetes; Glomerellales; Glomerellaceae. The transcript has a single exon. The coding region runs from base 232 to 744 and encodes 170 amino acids. The record is from RefSeq and is a predicted model, not a curated record.
GGGAAAACAAACACCAAGAACCAUCGACGGGCGAACACCUCGGCUUCGGAAGGAAGCCCCAGACGUGCAAGAAUGGAGCGACCAGGGGGGGGGUCCUGAUCACCGCAAGCCCAGCCAGGCCCCUUCCUCGGAGCGAAGAAGGACAAGAAGAUCCAACGAGCGCCAGUUUCCUGUAUUGUACGGUGUAGCGAAAUAGUGGCAAAAGAAGGAGCGGCAACUGCGCGAAAGGGGAUGCACACGAAGGGCAACCAUGGAUGGGAUAUCGAAAAGUCGGUCUGUUCAUCCCGCCAACGCGUCCAUGCCCUUUUUUCCCACAGGGAACAUCCCAUUCUCCCAUCUCUUCCCAUUAGGUACCCAGGCAUUGCUCCAUCAUCUUCUUCACCACUCACUCACUCACUCCUCGACACUGCAGUAUGCGCCGUGCCCGCGUCUAUUUUGGGCGUCUAUCUUCCGCAAAUUACGACUCUGCAGAUGACCCUUUUCAGCAUACCACCGCUCCUCAUUACGUGCGGAUACUAUCAACCCUCUGCACGCCACGACCUACCGAGUUCAAUCCUGCAUUCUUGCUUCUUUCUUCUGCUCUCAAGUUUCAAAACGAGCCACUGGCGCCCCCCGGCAGAUCUUCCACCUGAAGAGGAAAAUGGGGCCCCCAAGAACCCUCAAAUAUCGUUAACCCAGACCCCUUCCCCUGGUCACAGUCUGUGUGACCGACCCUUUCUGCCCAGCAAAUCCGGGGCUGUUUGAGCUGCCCGGGCUCAUCUGCAAAAGGACGGCCGGCCGUUGAUACUUGCCCCAAGUCAGUGCCAGUUUUAAGCCUCGUUCGGAGUUCCCGUUUAAGGAUGAGCCUCAUCAGCUUAGGGC